AUGGGUGAGUCCGGUGAGGGUGAGUCAGGGUGCAGGUGAGGAUACAUGAAGCCGGGUUUUUUUUUUCCGCUACUCACCCGUCAGUGGGUUCCCAUAGGGGGGCCGUGGAUUCCGCCCUGUGAGCCCGGGCUGCAGCUGAACACACAGCGGGGUCUGAGCGCAUACUAAGGCCAGGAGAGCCGCGAGGAGCACCGGGAGUCCAUGAGCCGAGAGCAGUCUCCGAGCAGCCGAGAGACGGUGGAUGUGAAGCCGAGCAUCCUGCAGCCUCCUCCGGCUCUGCGUCCUAUUGUCUCCGCAUCGCUCCGUCCUCUAGGAUGGGAGGAAGAGGAGGAGGGGAGAAGGAGGGGAGGGGAGGAGGGGGGGAGUCAGCAGAGGAGAGGAGCACCAGUAGUGAGGCAAGGAAGAGGAGGGGGGGCGAAAAACCCUCCCUCUCCUUUCUGCUUUGGCCAAUUGCAGCGCAGCUCCGCCGGGAGCCGCCGCUGCUCCUGUCUCCGUACAGACUAUGA
Molecule: messenger RNA, 506 nt
Organism: Xyrichtys novacula (pearly razorfish)
Lineage: Eukaryota; Metazoa; Chordata; Actinopteri; Labriformes; Labridae
Source: the annotation of a GenBank genome assembly